UGCGGCGCGUUUUAGUUUUUUAUAAGAAUAAAGUAAAUGUAAAUGCAUUAAAUAAUAGUGAAUAACAUUAAGUACACCCACUCUCAAAACGCCAACAAAAUUAGCAAUAUUUGCAACUGUGUGUGAGUGUGUGUAUGUGUGUAAGUGAAAGAGUGUGUGUGUUGUGCAUGUGUAAGAUAAAGUAAAGUCGCUGAUGUUUUGGUAAAGAGUAACCAAGAAAAUAAUAUAAAGAAUAAGCUAAACACGAAAACAGCAAAUUGCCUCGUUGGCUUAACGAAUUUCCAAAAGCAUGGAAGUUCAGACCGUAAGCAAUCACCACAACGCCUCGCUCAUGUCCACGCUGCAGGCCGCUGCCAGCGCCAGUUCGAGUCCCAAUGCCACGCCCAAGAAGAAGACAACUGCUGCCAAUGCAGGCGCCGCCAGCUCCAAGCAAUCGUCCACAGAAGCUGCCAUACUGCAGCAGCUCAGCAAGCAGCAACAACAAUUAGCAGCAGCAGAGCAGCAGGAGCAGCAGCAGCAACAACAACGCGACUGCGACAGUCCAGCCAGCUCGAACUCGGAGCUGGAGAAGGAAUUUAAUGAGCUGCCGGAAUUGAAUGGCUCGCUGGCAGGCAGCGGCAGCGUGGGCAAAUCGAAUGGCUCCAUCAGUGGCGCCUCCUCAACAAAUUCAGCGCCAGCUGCUGGUGCUGCCACCAAUGGCGGCACACAAGGCACCUUGAGCUCGGCGGCUGUUGUUGCUGCCGCCGCGCACUUGAAGAAACGCAUCUCGAGCAGUCGCACGCCCACACGCAAGGCUCAUCGCAUUAAGUUUUAUCGCAACGGGGAUCGCUUUUAUCCAGGCAUUACCAUACCCGUUUCCAACGAGCGUUAUCGUUCCUUUGAGAGCCUCUAUGAGGAUCUCACGCGUCUGCUUGAGGAGAAUGUCAAAAUACCAGGCGCCGUGCGUACCAUUUACAACAUGUGCGGCAAGAAGAUUACCGCUCUGGAUGAGCUGGAGGAUGGUCAGAGCUAUGUGUGUUCCUGCAACAAUGAGAACUUCAAGAAGGUCGAGUACAAUACCAGCUCACAGCCGUUGGCCAAUUUGACGCUGGCCAACAACAGUCGCACCACCAAUCAGCGUUUGGCCAAAUUGCAGCGCCCCGCUUCGCCGCUGAAGAAUGGCGCUGGCAACUUGAUGAACAGCAGCAACAGCAGCAGCAGCAAUGGCAGCGCCAACACAGCCAAUGGUGGCGGCACUGCAUCCGCAGCGGCCGCUAUAACCAGCAACGGCAGUCCACAGAAUACAUCACGCUUCAGCGAAAAGAACAGCGUUGUGCAUCCGCGCAUUGUUACCUUGAUACGCAACGGCACCAAGCCACGUCGCAUUAUGCGCUUGCUGCUGAACAAACGCAACAGUCCUAGCUUCGAGCAUGUGCUGACGGCCGUGACGCAAGUGGUGCGCUUGGAUACGGGCUAUGUGCGCAAGGUGUUCACUUUGUCGGGCGCCUCGGUGCUGCAGCUGGCCGAUUUCUUUGGCCCGGACGAUGUGUUCUUCGCCUAUGGCACCGAGCGUGUGAAUACGGCUGAGGACUUUAAGCUCGAGCCGGAUGAGCAGCGGGCAAUUAAUGCCAUACGCAAGACGCUGCGCACGGCGGGCACUGCCUGCAAGGGACCCAAGCCCAAGAUGCCGGUGAAGAGCAAAAAGGUGUAUGGAGCAGAGCAAGCAACUGCUGCCAGCAUUGACAGCAAUGAGGCCGAACAGGCGCAGCUACUUAAUAGCACCGGCAUUGAGCUGGGUGAACUGCCAGCUGCCAUCAGAGACAACUAUACGCUGGGCCAGAUGAUUGGCGAUGGCAACUUUGCCGUUGUGCUCAAGAUCAAGCAAAAGCAGACAGCUUUGCCUUAUGCACUCAAGAUCAUUGACAAGAGCAAAUGCAAGGGCAAGGAGCACUAUAUAGACGCUGAGGUGCGUGUCAUGAAGAAGCUGCAGCAUCCGCAUAUCAUAUCGCUCAUUCUGGAUGUUGAUCAGUCCGCCAAUAUGUAUCUCGUGCUAGAGUAUGUUAGUGGUGGAGAUCUAUUCGAUGCCAUUACACAGGUAACGCGCUUCUCGGAGAGCCAAUCGCGCACCAUGAUACGACACUUAGGCUCGGCCAUGUCUUAUUUACAUUCCAUGGGCAUUGUACACAGAGAUAUCAAGCCCGAAAAUCUGCUGGUUGAGCUGGAUAAGCAUGGCAACGUGGUGGAGCUUAAGCUGGCCGAUUUUGGAUUGGCCUGUGAAGUAACCGAGCCGCUGUAUGCCGUCUGUGGCACGCCCACCUAUGUGGCGCCCGAAAUUUUACUAGAAGUGGGCUAUGGCUUAAAGAUUGACGUUUGGGCCGCCGGCAUCAUUUUGUACAUACUGCUGUGUGGUUUUCCGCCAUUUGUGGCGCCGGAUAAUCAACAGGAGCCGCUGUUUGAUGCCAUCAUCUCGGGAGUGUAUGAGUUUCCGGAUCCCUAUUGGUCGGACAUUGGUGAUGGCGUGCGCGAUUUAAUCGCCAACAUGCUGCAAUCAGAUCCAGAUGUGCGUUUCACCAGCGAGGAUAUACUAGAUCAUUACUGGACCAUGGGCAACGAAGACAGUGGUUGUCCCAAUGGUGCCGAUGGUGACCACAUCAGAUGAAUCCUGGCCGUCGUCUAGUAGUUUUUGUAUUAUGUAAUUUAGCGCUAUUAUUAGGCCUUAAUUUAUUAUUUAUACAUACAUAUUAACACAUCUAAUGCGGUAACAAAAAAAAAAAUGUCGUUUUCCGACGACAUGCGACAAGAAAACACCCAAGCACAUGUUAGGCUGAUGGCGUUGCGAGGAAAGGAGUUAUUUUCAGAAAUUUGCAAUUUCCAAACCGUUUACGGUUCUCUAAUUUAUUUUGAAUUACAAACGCGUAUCUGUAUCUGUAU
Messenger RNA from Drosophila busckii, 2910 nucleotides. Its product is annotated as serine/threonine-protein kinase GA29083. Lineage: Eukaryota; Metazoa; Arthropoda; Insecta; Diptera; Drosophilidae. The record is from RefSeq and is a predicted model, not a curated record. Gene Ontology annotation, molecular function: ATP binding; protein kinase activity. Bases 290 to 2638 code for a protein of 782 amino acids. Gene Ontology annotation, biological process: intracellular signal transduction; protein phosphorylation. The transcript is spliced from 7 exons.